Messenger RNA from Gilbertella persicaria, 284 nucleotides. RefSeq lists its product as uncharacterized. Lineage: Eukaryota; Fungi; Mucoromycota; Mucoromycetes; Mucorales; Choanephoraceae. The annotation marks the transcript as partial. The record is from RefSeq and is a predicted model, not a curated record. The transcript has a single exon.
GUGGCUUAUUAAACUUUAUAAAAAUGUAUUCAAACAAAUGUACAUACCAUGUCAAUGAGACAAAUGUGUUUUAUGACAUCUUCAUAUUCACCGAAUCCCCCCCCCCUUUUUUUUUUUACCAAAAAAGACUUCUGAUUUUGAAAGCAAAUCAGUACAAAUCCUUUCAAGAGAAAGGGAUUGUACAGUGGCGACUUUUGUAUGAUAGCAUUGCCAAUGGAGGCAAGGUCAAUUCUUGGAAAGUAACUACAUUUACUUCGUCUGCUUUUAGUAUUUGUGGUAUGAUA